This is a messenger RNA of Cariama cristata (Red-legged seriema), 450 nucleotides long. Its product is annotated as dipeptidyl aminopeptidase-like protein 6. The transcript is spliced from 5 exons. Lineage: Eukaryota; Metazoa; Chordata; Aves; Cariamiformes; Cariamidae. The record is from RefSeq and is a predicted model, not a curated record. Gene Ontology annotation, molecular function: dipeptidyl-peptidase activity. The annotation marks the transcript as partial.
GAGCUGGUGGGGAGUAAUCCUCCUCAAAGAAACUGGAAAGGAAUUGCAAUUGCCUUACUUGUUAUUCUCGUUAUCUGCUCUCUGAUUGUCACCUCUGUUAUACUCCUGACACCAGUUGAAGAUAACAGCCUGUCUCAGAAGAAGAAGAUAACAGUGGAAGAUCUCUUCAGUGAUGAUUUCAAAAUUCAUGACCCAGAGGCUAAAUGGAUAACUGAUACUGAAUUCAUUUAUAGAAACCAGAAUGGCACAGUGAUUCUGAGGAAUGUCGAAACCAACAAUUCAACAAUAUUAAUAGAAAACAAAAAAAUUGUCUCCUUAAAGGCUAUUCGAUAUGAAGUAUCACCUGACCAGGAAUAUGCACUUUUUGCUUUUAAUGUUGAACCAUAUAGAUGUUUUCGUCAUUUUUUACACUGUACAGUUGUACUGCAUUUACGAAUGUAUAUAUCUUAA